GCGUAUUUUCGCCCGAUUGCACCGAUUUUUAAAAUCGCUCUAAAAAAUCGCUCGUGCGCCCGUUAACGGCGACGACGAUUCUGCUCGGCAACCAUUCUAGCAUGUAAAGGUGUGGGUUUUCCCGUAGUCCACCGGUUUCCUCACACUGCGCUAAAGGAUUAUUAAAAUAAAAACAUACAUGUACCAUAUUAGUACCGAAAUGACAAAUCUACUUUGAUGUAAGCAGACUAAAAAGAUGGAAAUAAUUUUGACGAAGUUGUCAUUCCAUAAAAAUGAAAUGACUAAGAAGCAAAAUGAUUCUGUAAUGACUAUGGGGAAAAACUAAUGCAGACUCAAAUAUGGUGAGUAACAGUCUGGGAUUAUCAAUGUAAAAAAUUUAACUUCUAGUUUAAGCAUGCCUGGGGUAUGUUUCAUUCUUCUAAUUGUCUGCCAACUUGCUACGAAUUUUGCUACAGAACAUAAAAUUUCACUUACGGACAUACCAUGGCAAAUAUCUAAUGGUAAAAAUGUCACGGUACAUGGAAGAAUACCAGGAACUGUACAUACGGCGUUACUGGAAAGUGGAAUAACAGGAGAACCAUAUUACAGAGACAAUGACGUUCAGCUACAUUGGAUUAAUCACUCUAAUUGGACUUAUGAAUUAAGUUUCGAUUUAGGACUUGACAGUAUGAAAGAACACAAAUCUAUAUGGUUGGUUUGUGAGGGGCUGGAUACCAUAUCCUCAGUAUAUCUGAACGACCAGUUACUGGGAACAACAGAUAACAUGUUCGUUCGUUAUGUUUUUGAUAUCAAGCCACACUUACAGAAUGGUGGCAACGACUUAAGGAUUUAUUUUCAGUCACCGGUGGAAUAUGCUAAUAAGCAGGCAUCUAAAUCAUCAUAUAUUAUUGGUAUUAAUUCUAAUGUAGAUUUCCAACAUGGCGAAAGAAAUAGACAGUAUAUCCGGAAAGAGCAGGCGUCAUUUAGUUGGGAUUUUGCACCGUCUUUUCCUACUAUAGGUAUAUGGAAAGCUAUGUACAUUCAGUGUUUCAGUGAUAUUAUCAUCCAAGAUCUGUGUGUGGUUCCAAUAAAAGAUGGUGCUACAUGGGCGGUGGGUGUUGAUGUAUAUUUUGGUAUUAAUGAUAUAAUAACAGGGGACUUAACUCUAGAAUUACUCAAUACUAACAUCAACUCCACACAAUUAAUAACACUCACACCAAUCAAUACUCACCAUAAAGUUUCUUUACAAAUACCAACGGAUGCCGAUAUAAAAUUAUGGUGGCCAAAUGGAUAUGGUGAACAAAAUAUGUAUGGCCUUCUUGCCACUUUUACUGUAUGGCAAACAACACAAUCUAUAACCAAGAUAGUCUAUUUUGGAUUUAGAACCAUCGAACUUAUACAGAAUCAAGUUUCAAGGGACAUGUCAAAGGGGUUAACAUUUUUCUUUGAAAUCAAUGGUAUACCGAUUUUUCUGAAGGGAUCUAACUGGGUACCAGCCGACAGUUUUAAAGAACGGAUUACUCGAAGUAAAUUACGUCAUAUGUUACAAUCAGUAGUUGAUGCUAAUAUGAACUGUCUUAGAGUGUGGGGUGGAGGGGUAUAUGAAAGUACGGAUUUCUAUGAUUUAGCUGAUGAACUGGGUAUAAUGAUAUGGCAAGAUUUCAUGUUCAGUGUUAAUCUUUAUCCUGUAACCGAAGACUUUUUAAAUUCAGUUGAAAAAGAAAUAAAAUAUCAGAUGAUUCGAUUGAAAAAUCACCCAUCCAUAAUAGUAUGGAGUGGUAAUAAUGAGAAUGAAGUUGGUUUAAGUAAUGGAUGGUAUUUUACUUCCCGCAAUUUUGAACGAUACGCAGAUGAUUAUGGUAAACUAUACCUGCAAACAAUUAAACCUAUUGUACAAACAGCUGAUAAAAGUAGACCAUAUUUGGCGUCAAGUCCAAGUAAUGGUAAACUAUCUGAAACUGAUAAAAAUGGUUUAGCUAUGAAUCCUGAUAGCACCAUGUACGGUGACAUUCACUUUUAUAAGUAUAGUGGUGACUUGUGGAAUUAUACAAGUUAUAGUAUUGUUAGAAUGUGUACAGAGUAUGGUAUACAGUCAUACUGUAGUAUGGAAUCACUGGAAGAUGUACUUGCUGAAGAAGAUCUUAGAUUUGAUUCUGAAAUGUUAGAACAUCGCCAACAUCACACAUCAGGUAAAUUUGAAAUGAAAGUAUUGAUAGAAAAGUACAUGGAUUUCCCCAACUCUACUGAUGAAAAACAAAGAUUAGCCGAUAUUAUUUACGUGACACAGAUAUCACAAGCGAUGGCCAUUCAAGCAGAAACAGAACAUUAUCGUAGAAGUCAGAAUUAUCUAGGAGACAAUGGCGAAGGGUUAACUAUGGGAGCCAUGUAUUGGCAGUUAAAUGAUGUUUGGCCUGCACCAAGCUGGUCAUCAAUAGAUUAUAACGUAAAAUGGAAGAUGCUACAUUAUUACAUGAUGAAAUCUUUCUCGCCAUUGCUCAUUUCACCAUAUAUAGACGAUGAUGGCGAUCUCAAUGUUUAUCUAGUUGUUGAUGAAAUACCAGUUACCUUGUGGACAGAUUCUUACACAAAGAAAAUGGAAUUUAGGCCAAUAACUAAUAAAGUUGAACUAUUUUACACGGAUUAUUCUAAUUCCGAUAUAUCAUACCUUGCAUCAAAAACCAAGAAAUUAAUAUCAGGAACGUUAGUUAUAUCCAUGUAUUCUUGGACAAGGUUCCAGCCUCUUAAAGAGUGGGAAGUUCCAUACCAGAUGAAAACUACGUCAGAAUCUGUGUUUAAGAAGGAGUUAGAUCAAUUGAUGAGAGAAGCUGAUUGUCCGUUUGUACAAAGCUGUUUUCUGUUUUUCGAUAUCAAAGAUAAAGAAGAGCAUACGAUACCGACAACCUGGCUAAGAAUGUCUAAUUUUAAUAAAGCAUUUGGUUUGCGAAAAGCUAACAUUCAGAUAACACGGAUAUUAGAUGAAAAAUCUAUGAAAACAGAAUUCAAAAUUAUCUUAAGUACAACAAAAAUAGCCCCCUUUGUCUGGCUUGAUUCUCAUCGGAUUCCAGGACGGUUCUCUGAAAAUGGAUUCUUAAUGAAAGACGAGACGAAGAUUGUGAUAUUUUACGCCUGGGAAGAAACGGAUGUGAAUGAACUAGAAACUAUUUUAACUGUUAAAUCGUUGAUGGAUGUUUAUCAACAAAUGUAUUAUUAAGUUUUUCCUCCAAGUCUUUGGAUAUUAAUAUUAAUAGGGUGUCAGUUUGUAAACGUUUUUGAUUCAUGUAUGUAAAAUGACCACAGCAGUACGUUCACUAAAACGUGGAAAAUUUUAGACUUCAAUAUGCAUUUUGAUUAAGAGUCAAAUCUGCCUAUUGCGCGUCUUUCUUUUGGCUUCAAAUGUCAUAUAAAUUAAUAUUUAGACAUUUAUUCACAUGGCAAGACAAUAAUCAACUCUCUAGAGCAUCGGAUGACAGAGAUUUAAAUGGAUUGAAACCUGCGAGAUUUAAAGAUUUAACGAUGAAAUUGAUAAUCGAGACUUAGAUCAUGGUAUCGUUUCUUUAUACUUUCGAUGGCCUCUAUUACAUGAAGAUCUGACUAGUGUAGUGGGAGGUCGCGUCAGGGGUCAUACGAGCACGUUAGACAUUCGAUUAACCAUAGAACUAGUAUACUAGUUCUAUGGAUUAACCGAUCAGCGUUGAUGUAGGAUAUCCUCAGUUCCAUUCAUCGCACGCCAAGAACUCGCCACAACAGACCGUUUCAUUGGCUAAACCCUCACAUCAACUAGAACGCGGUUUAUAUAACAACUCUUCCAGAUCCUAGCGUAGUAAAGACAAGUAAAACGAAAUUUUGUUUAAACUAAAAAAAACCGAAACGAAAUAGGACCUGUGUUUUAAUUAGAUUGUAGUCCGCCGCGAUCCCACAAAAAGUGUUUUGCUACCCCAGCUAGGGGCGCGACUCCGAGGUUGGGAGGUAUUAUAUUAAGAACGACCGGGUCUUUAUCUAAAUCUUACAUAUAAUGCAUCUUUAACAUAAUAUCUACUAAAUUGGUGAUUACCAAAAUUAUUUUAGGUGGUUUAAAACAUAACUAUAAUACAACACUACAUGGCGGCGUACUGACACACACCCACAUGAUCAGACCGAAUGAAUAAAAUGGUGUUUAAUAUAAUACUUUGUGCACCAUCCUGAUAACAUUUUCACUUUGGUGUAUGCCUUAUUAUUUGAAAGGUUAAAAAAAAGUACUGUUCUAUAUUGCGUUUUAUAGGACUUCUAAUCGAUUUCUCAUAGUUUAAAUAUUGAAAGGUGCUAAAUCUUUAAUAUCUGGGACUUACAACAAAUUGACACAGAUGGCUCGCAAUGCAUAUAAUAAUGUAAUAUGGAUGUAUAUAAACUGAUUUACAUUCAA
Molecule: messenger RNA, 4378 nt
Organism: Patella vulgata (common limpet)
Lineage: Eukaryota; Metazoa; Mollusca; Gastropoda; Patellidae
Product: beta-mannosidase
Exons: 18
Coding region: 395-3190 (931 amino acids)
Biological process (GO): glycoprotein catabolic process; carbohydrate metabolic process
Molecular function (GO): beta-mannosidase activity
Source: RefSeq, a predicted model, not a curated record